This is a messenger RNA of Bacidia gigantensis, 1155 nucleotides long. RefSeq lists its product as uncharacterized. The record is from RefSeq and is a predicted model, not a curated record. NCBI's taxonomy places the organism in Eukaryota, Fungi, Ascomycota, Lecanoromycetes, Lecanorales, Ramalinaceae. Bases 1 to 1155 code for a protein of 384 amino acids. Gene Ontology annotation, cellular component: cytoplasm. The transcript is spliced from 2 exons.
AUGAAUGGUACAAAAGCUUUGACUGAGGCUAGUAGAUAUCGGUCGAUAACACCAAAAACUCGCAUGAUAGCGCUUCCCGCCCCCUUCCUCUCCUAUUUACGUGCAGAUGGCAUCGUCCUCCCUCCAGAGCCUUCUCGACGCCGGCGAAUACCAGAGCCUCUGACUCCACCUCCUACAGAUGACGACUCAGAUAAUGAUAGCUGGGACGAUGACAGCCCUGAUCCGUCAGAACCGUGGGCCAGUACACAUACAGCAAUUCAGGAUCUCAUCAAAGGACUGGGGGGCUCGGUAAUGCCGAAAUUGAAUUGGUCGGCUCCAAAGGAUGCCGUGUGGAUCUCUGCUACGAAUUCGAUGGAGUGCCUUACCGCUAAUGACAUCUACAUUUUACUCAAAAGCAGCGACUUUGUGACUCAUGACCUGGAGCAGGUGUGGGAUGGCUGUGAAGACGAUCUCUCCUCGGAUGAAAAUGAUUAUACGUCAACGCAAAAGGAAGAACCAAUAGCUCCUUAUUGCUUGGUCUUGCGUAAAACCGUACCUGCCUUCAACCCAGCCCUCGAAUUUCGCGUCUUCGUCCGCUCUCGAACUAUACUAUGUAUGUGCCAGCGCGAGUUGAAUCAUUUUGAUUUCCUGAAAGCCUUAGUGUCAAAGCUACGGGGAUUGAUCCAAUCGUUCUAUUUGAACAACUUGCAACGUACUUUCCCAGACCAAGACUUUGUGUUCGACGUCUAUGUCCCGCCACCGUAUGAUCGUGUUUGGCUGAUUGAUAUCAACCCGUGGGCCAUAAGAACCGAUACACUGCUCUUCUCUUGGCUUGAGAUCCUGACUUGGCCGUCACCUGAGAGAAUGAGUGCCUUCUCCGUGCAGGAUGCUGUGAAUAGCGACAGUCAAACAGACGAAGAGGAGGAUGAAGAGUUCGGAGAGGAGGAGAAUCUCUACACGCCGGAGUUCAGGCUGGUCAACAAAGACGAUCCUGAAGCGUAUGCGUUCAAUACGUCAAAGUAUAGCGCACACAAGCUACCGAAAGAUGUAGUUGACGCAAGCAACAAUGGACCAGGUGGUUUGCAGGAUUUCUUGGGCGUUUGGAGGGAGAUAAACAAGCGGCAAGAAGCUGAGGAUGAUGCUGGCGAAGUUGACGAUAAUGUUCAAGCCAGCUGA